This is a messenger RNA of Lontra canadensis (Northern American river otter), 3246 nucleotides long. RefSeq names its product odorant receptor 131-2-like. Gene Ontology annotation, biological process: G protein-coupled receptor signaling pathway. Lineage: Eukaryota; Metazoa; Chordata; Mammalia; Carnivora; Mustelidae. Gene Ontology annotation, molecular function: G protein-coupled receptor activity. Bases 496 to 1410 code for a protein of 304 amino acids. Gene Ontology annotation, cellular component: membrane. The transcript has 2 exons. The record is from RefSeq and is a predicted model, not a curated record.
GAGCUGGUGAGGAAUAUGCUCUAAAAAUAGUUUUGAUCCCUAGAAAGUCCUGGGUAAAUGUCACCUGUAACUGCUGUCAUUUUGUUAAUAUACCUGUCAUGUCUUAUGGACCCAAAUGAAUUCCGGACUCUGCAUCAAUGGCUUCCCCACAUUCCUUACAGCUCUUGCCCUAAUGUCUUCCCCAGACCCUUGUAUGCACUAAGUGUUAACAAGUACUUGGGUUCAUCAACUGUGGCUCUGAGUCGAAAAAGUUCUCAUAAUCAAAGUUGGAAAAGGAUGCACAAAGAAUAAAAUCUUGACCUGAUUUUGAGCAAUUUGCUGACUCCUGAGAGUACAUCUUUCAAACUUCCCUUUUGGAUGGUUUGAGUACGCGCUCCUCUCUUGAAAUAAAGUGAAGAGCCCAGAAGAUUUCUCCAGUUUCUUUGAUUCAUGUCGAUGCUGUCUGAAGUUGUUGUAUUCUAUACAGAAAAAGGAGCCUAGUUGCCCUGAAAGAUCAUGAACUUGUCUUCUGAGCACUGCAACAUAUCAGAUUGGCUGAGGCUGGAAGCAACAGUGAAGGCCUCUGUGUACACAGUUGCCUUCUUGUUUGCCACAUCUGUUACUGUCAUCAUCGUCACAAUAGUGUCACAGAAUUCGAAGCUGAAGAAAGAGGCCCGAUACAUCCUCCUGUGUCACCAUCUGCUGUGCAUCUCCUCCUACUGUGGCCUGGGGGUGGUAUUCCAAGGGAUGCGGGCUCUACUAGCCAAUAGUCCAGUGCUGAUGUGCUGGGUGGUAUUUGGGGUCCAGCUAAGUGUUGGAGAAGGGAUCCUCUUCACCCUGGCGUUGAUGGCUGUCAACACUUACCUGGCCAUUUGCUGGCCUUUGAAAUCUCUGGCCUUUGUAGAUUCAGUUAAGUAUAGGGUUCUGGCUGGGUCUUGGACAAUCAUUAUAUUCAAGAAUGUUUGCUUAUUCCUCAUAGAGGGUACUAGCCCCACUCAGGGUGCUGUUUUUAAAUCUGAACCCCUUUGCCCUGUGAUCUUGAAUGGCUCUGCUGCCAGAGCCAUUGGCAUGGUUUUCCUUUUCCUUCUUCUGUCCAUCAUUCUUGUAAGUUACUUUCUGAUCUACCAAGAAGGGAAACGGGCUGGCCAUUUUAAUAGAUCAAAUAUCAAAGCAAGGAAAACGGUCCUUAUUCAUUUAGUGCAGAUGGGUUUACAUGUGAUACCAACCCUGAUAUUCAUAGGUUUGGGAAAGAUGUGUGGGUUGUUUUUCUUUGUUUUAAAUUUGGUGCUUUUUGGAGUCUUUGCAUUUGCCCAAUGUCUUAACCCUCUGAUCUAUGGGCUCUGGAAUAAAGAGCUGCAAAGCAGAUUGUACCGUUGGAUGUGCUGUCAGUUGUGGUGUGGUCACAUGAUGACCAACAGAGAGACAGUUUAACCUGAAAUUCAGCCACACUGAAUCAAUAACUCUAGCCCUAAUGGAUCAUUAGCUAUGCUUGAGGACUUACCUUUACUCAACCAUAUGAGUAAGUCAGAGUUAUUCAUCUGGCUUGCAAAUUUUGCUGCUGUGUACAUGGAAUUGGCCUCUGUGAAAUCACUCUAUGUCUUUAAUUUUAAACCCAGAUCAACAUUUUUGGCAGCAUGUCCUACUGCAUCUCAGUAAGGAGGCAGUUUUUGAGAAUGCACUAAUUUUUAAAAACUGAGAAACCGUCCAUGGUUGAUAGGAAGAGAAGAAGUUUGGCUGUUCCUUUAUUAUUAAUUAGGCAUAGGCUUGGCUACAUGUAAUAACAAAACAGAAACAAAAUAACAAUGACUUUUUUAAGGUUUGAGAUUGUUCAUUUGUUUGUUUCUGAUGUAAAAGGAAUCUGGACGUAAACAAUCCAGUCCUAUACAGCAGCUUUGUAGGCAACGGGUUCAUUCUCUUCUAUUCUGCCAUGAUUACUAUACUGCCUCAUGACCCAAGAUGGCUGUUAAUGCUCCUGUCAUCACAUUCAUACUCCAGCCAACAGAAAGGAGGAAGGGGCAAAGGAGGGCUUAUACCCUCCUUCUAAAGACUCUUUUUAGAAAUUACACAAAACACUUUUUCUUAUAUUUAACUGACCAAAACUUAGUCAUAUGGUUAUGUGUGGCUUUAAGGGAGAGUGGGAAUAAAUUUUAGCUGGGUAGUAGUGUCCCUAGCUAAAAAUUGGGGUUCUUGAUACUAAGAAAGGAAGAAAGAACUGUUAUGAGGAGGCAAGGUUAUUUCAGGGACCAUUUUCCUCUCAACCAAAGAAAGUAUAAAGAAAGACAAUGGCUGGGUUAUAAUUAAAAAAUAUACUCUGCCUCUUUCAAUGUGGUACUUGGAGUUAACUUUUCAAAGUCCCAGAACACUUUAAUUGUAUUUUGUUAACAGUUCUCAAAGAAAAUGGCAUUAAGAAGAACAUUGAAUUGGUUUAAACAUGGGAAUUAACUCAUGAUUUAAAUCUAAGCCAUUUUGAAGCAGUAGUACAAAAUAAAGUCCUUCAUGGGAGUUUACGUAUGAGAUUUCUUUAGAUGAAACAUCCACUUCUAAGUAAGUCAGGAUUCAGUUCUAGAAACAGGAAUCAUUACUCUAGGUACUUUAGACACAUGGGAUUUAAUAUGGGACUUAGAUACUUACAAAGACACCAGCAGGGCUGGAGGAGUGGAAAUCAGGAGCCACCACUUGUUGGUGUCAAAAUCCCACAGGGAUCUGGUGGUCUAGCAGCUGUUUCCAUCAUUGCUGCCCAUGCCUCAGGCCCCUCUUAAUGUAGUAAAUUUGCGAAAGAAAGAGCAACUGGAAGAUGGCCUCCACUUCCUUUCAUCUUUCAAAUCUCAAGUGAUUGCCUCUAACUGGUGGAACCUAUCUGGCAUUAAGACCCUAUAAGCAAAGAAGUCUGGGAAAUAUAGUUCCUAGUUUCACAGGAACAGGAAGUUAUCCCAAAGUGAGGGUGAAAUGAGGAUUGAAAGAGCCAAUCCAUGGGAUCCACCAUUAUGACAUUUAGUUUUAUUUAUAGGUGUUAACAACAGAAGCAAAAUAGUUGCUCAACACAUUCACAGCUAUCAUGCUCCUGACACUAUGCAGGCCAUUUUAUAUACAUAAAAUCAAAUCCUCACAACAGGUAUAUAAUAUAGGUAUUAUUAUUCCUGAUUUAGAAAUGAGAAAAACUGAGGCUUAGAAAGGCUGUACAGGAGCUUAGGAGGACAGGAACUUCCCUUUCACAUUUUCCAUUUAUAUGACUUGGCCAAAGGUGUUCAUUGAGAGCGAGACCAAAUU